GACGCAGUGGGAGCGUGAACAGGGCAAUGAAUGCAGUGAAGAACAGUGAACAGAUGCCAGAUCAUGAGUCCAGCAUGAGGAAGCCUGACCUUCAUCCCUGCUCAAACACAGAGCACAAGAACGUCCUGCAGCUGAGACUCCAGCAGAGGAGGACGCGAGAGCAGCUCGCUGACCAGGGCAUCAUGCCUCCCUUGAAGAGUCCGGCUGCGUUCCACGAACAGAGGAAAAGUCUUGAGCGAUCCAAGACUGGAGAUUAUUUAAAACACAAAAUCAGAAGUCGACCAGAGAAAUCAGAGCUUGUCAACAUGCGUAUUCUACAAGAACCCGCCGCCGAAGGUCCCGCACACGACUCACAGACCAAACUAAAGCGAGCCAGACUGGCCGACAACCUGAAUGAGAGAAUCGCUCUCAGACCUGGCCCGCUGGAGCUGGUGGAGAAGAACAUCAUUCCUGUCCAUUCCACUGUUAAAGAAGCAGCUAUGAAAGGUAUCGGAGCAAAGCACAGUGACAGGGCGUCCGGUGAACAGCAGUCAUCAUGUGCGUCCAGCAUCCAGACCAGCAGCAGCUCCUCGUCUCCAGUGAAGAGCAGCUACUGCAACCCGUCCAUCAGCCCCGUCAGACCCGGACCGCUGCCCGCCAAUCUGGACGACCUGAAGGUGUCUGAACUCAGGCAGCAGCUGCGGAUCCGCGGUCUGCCGGUGUCUGGCACUAAGACGGCGCUCAUAGAGCGCCUGCGGCCCUUCAAAGACUCUUCUCCGGCCACUUCUGCAGACGUCAGCGCAGCCGCAUUCCCCGUGACGCCCACUGGAUCGCUCUCGUCCUACCAGUCGCACGGCGCCGGCUUCUACCCGUUCUGUAGCAGCGGCUCCACACCGCCCAUCUCUCCGGCCUCAUCCGAUCUCUCCGUCAGCGGCUCGCUGCCCGACAGCUUCAGCGACGUCACCAUGUCCUCGCCGCAGUUCGGCCUGCAGCCGUCGCCGGCACAGCUGAGCGCAGACGAGGGCCAGAGCAUGCUGGGACCGGACGCCGAGAAGGACAAGAUGCUGGUGGAGAAGCAGAAGGUGAUCGAGGAGCUGACGUGGAAGCUGCACCAGGAGCAGAGGCAGGUGGAGGAGCUGCGCAUGCAGCUGCACAAGAGGAAGCGCAUGCAGGACUGUCCCGCUCCGCCGCAGCACAUGAUGCAUCUGCAGCCUCCUGCGCAGAUGCAACAGUUCUACGGCGUGUCCGUCAAGCAGGAGCAGGUGGCGUCCAGCUGUCCUCUGGCUGCCAAGCAGAUGAAAGGCAGCUGCAUGGCUCACUGUGAUCUGCACGCUGCGCCGCACUGCAGGGGGCCGCCGUCAUCUGCAAGCCCCGCCGGCCUGUCUGCGUUCCUGAGCCCUCAGUGUUCUCCUGAAGAGUCGCCCCUCACCAAACCCUCCAGCAGCCCCUCGUCCCCCGGCCAGCCGUACCUGCUGAGAGACUCACACACACUGCCUCAGAGCGCAAGCAGAGCCGCACGCAACAUACAGUUACAGCAGAAGAGUGCGGGACAGACGGCGAGCUGCUCGUAUCCGUCAGAUCAGAGAAACCUGCAGCCGCUUUACCAUCAGAAUCCAUCAGACAACAGCCUCAGCGCCAGAGGAUCCACCAAAGCCAAGAGCAGCGGCAUGCAGCAGAAAGAGGCUCUGUCUCUCUCUCCGCGGCAUGUUGAGCCCAAGUCUCCCACAUCCAGCACUGCCUUCUGUAGCUCAGAUCCCCCUGCCUCCGGCAGUAAAGGGCCGCCGUGUUAUGAGGAUGCAGUGAAACAGCAGAUGUCGCGCAGCCAGCAGAUGGAUGAGCUUCUAGACGUCCUCAUCGAGAGCGGAGAAAUGCCUGCUAACGCCAAAGAAGAGAGGUUUCCUGUAACCAAAGUUGUGCCUCACCUUACAGUUUCGCCCAAGUUCCACCGACACUACAGUCACAUGUCGCCCUCCAUGCUCGCUUACGAUCACGCGGCGGCUCACGGAGAUGCUCAUCUGGAGGUGCUGCUGAGUCCCAUGAGCCGGACGCAAGGAGACGCGGCGCUCCUGAAGAUGCCCGCCGAGGACGGACGCUUGGAGGCGGGUGAUGGAUUCAACAGCCGCGACAUGAUGGACACGCCCGUAUCGCCCAUGGCCGGAAAGAUCUCCGCGGUUGCCGCCGAGGGUCACGGCCUCGGAAUGACCUUCGCGGAGUCACCGUGGGAGACAAUGGAAUGGCUGGAUCUGACUCCGCCCAGCUCCGCCACCGCCUUCCACAACGGCCUGCCACCGUCCGGGCCGAGCAUCUUCAACACGGAGUUCCUGGAUGUGACCGACAUCAGCCUGAACUCGGCCAUGGACCUGCACCUGGAGCACUGGUGAGGAGAAACAUCACGUCCACACCCAGAUCUCCAGAUCCAGUGUUUGAUACUGUUUUAUCACGUUCCAUCAAAACUUGAAUUGUUUUGUCUGUGGAUUCUGGCAAAGAGUGUUUUGAUUACUGGAAACAGAAAGAUGCUCCAAAUGGAAUUGGAUUCAAACCGAGACGUCCGUACCAUCCACUUAACACUUCUUUAUUUUGUCUGCACAUUUGUGGUGUGGGAAAAACACAUAUUAAUGCAUCACACUAGUAUAUCACGUGUACUCUCUUGUGCUGUUGUAAAUAUGAAUUCACACUUGCACCUUGAGCUUACAGUAGGAUGUCACACUUUUUAUGAGCAUUUCAUUCUUUCCCGUCAUCUUCAUGCCAUUAAUUUAUUUUGAGAGCACAAACAUUUGGUUUUUAAACGUGAUACGGAAGCCUGUUUCCAUCAUGGGAUAAAAAAAUAACGGUAAUUGCGU
Messenger RNA from Sinocyclocheilus grahami, 2819 nucleotides. It is a transcript of the gene myocd, whose product is annotated as myocardin. Gene Ontology annotation, biological process: positive regulation of transcription by RNA polymerase II; cardiac muscle cell differentiation; smooth muscle cell differentiation. The coding region runs from base 27 to 2360 and encodes 777 amino acids. The transcript is spliced from 11 exons. Gene Ontology annotation, cellular component: nucleus. Gene Ontology annotation, molecular function: transcription coactivator activity. The record is from RefSeq and is a predicted model, not a curated record. Lineage: Eukaryota; Metazoa; Chordata; Actinopteri; Cypriniformes; Cyprinidae.